UGGUGUUCCAACAUGGCGGCCCCCCUGCCGGGCAGAUGCGGCUUCUUCGUGCAGAAAAAGAAACGUUUCUGUAAAAUGAUCGUCGGGAAAGGAAAGCUGUUCUGCGGAGAGCACGCGACCAUGGAGGAAGGGAGCGGCAGGAGGAUCGCGUGUCCUCUGGACCCCAAACACACCGUGAGUGAAGACAAACUGGACAAACACCUGAAGAAGUGUAACUCCAGAGAGAAACCCAGACCUGUUUAUUUCGUGGAGGACAUAAACUCUGGACCAGCUGACGGAGAACAGACGCUCCAACAGGUGAGUCUGGCGGCGUGCAGCCGGGCGCAGCUCGAGACUCUAGUGGACAAACUGAAGGCGGCGGUUGCAGGUCUGUGCUGUGAUGUGGAGGACAGAGUUUUGUCUCACCCCGUCCUCCAGGAGGAACUCAACAACCCGAAGAACGGAGACUCCGCCCACAAACACCUGAAGCAACAGUCCUCUAUCCUAGGUCACCUGGAGGCGCUGAGGCUGCUGGGAAGGGGGCGGUGUUUCGUGGAGUUCGGAGCAGGUCGAGGGAAGCUGUCUCACUGGAUCCACGAAGCCCUGAAGACCCGGGACCGCCUGCAGACCUGCGACGACCUGCAGCUGCUGCUGGUGGAGCGCUGCAGCACCCGCUUCAAGGUGGACGGGAAACACCAGGAGGUUGGAGUUGAGUUUGAGAGGCUGCAGGUCGACAUUCAGCAUCUGGAUUUAAGUCGGGUCCCUCUGCUCAGACCGAAGAAGCUCCCGUUGGUUGGAGUCGGGAAACACCUGUGUGGAGCGGCCACAGAUUUGGCUCUGCGCUGUUUGUUGGAAACACCUAGACCCAGAAAGGAGACCGGACCGCCCCCAAAACGCCUCAAAACCUCAGAACCAGACGGGAAUUCAGGACCAGCUGAUUCAGCAGCACUGCCAGACCCUGGUCCCGGUGCAGACUCUGGUCCUGGUCCGAUACUGGGCCUGGCGGUGGCACUGUGCUGCCACCAUCGCUGUGAGUGGCGUCACUACGUGGGUCAGCAGUUCUUCCUACAGCGAGGACUCGGAGCUAGAGAGUUCUCCGCUUUCUGUCGGAUGUCCAGCUGGGCCACAUGUGGACUCAGGCCGACCAAUCAGGACCGUCCGCCUCAGGAUCCGACCAAUCAGAGAGGAGAUGACGAAGAGCACGAACCAGCAGAGGAGACGGAUGCUGUGACCGGGUUCCUGUCGGCAGCUGAACGCGAGCAGCUGGGUCGUCUCUGUAAGCGUCUGAUUGACAGCGGCAGACUGGACUUCCUGAAGAAGAAAGGGUUUGACGGUAGACUGAGCGCCUACGUGAAGUCUCAGGUGACUCUGGAGAACGUCCUGCUGACCGCCGUCCCCUCGUCUCCGUCCUGAAGGUCCAGAGACUGACCGCAGAACUAAUGACACGAACUCCCACUGAGGUUCUACAACUGUUUUUAUUUCAGACUCAAAGGUUCUGUUUGCAUUAAAGGAGUCCCGCUGGUGAUUGGCUGCUUUCACAUGUUUCAGUCUGUAAGAAGUUCUCCAGGGAACAGCUGGAGAACCCUCCGCAGUGCCUCAGCCUCAUCUUCUUCUUCACUGAUUCAGAGCAGGAAAAGCCCAGAAGAAGAAACUCAGACAAGAUUUCAGCUGUCGUUCACGUCUGAAACAAAGAAACGUGUUUCCUUCAUUUUGGUAAUAAAUAUGUUAAAGAUUA
Molecule: messenger RNA, 1714 nt
Organism: Micropterus salmoides (largemouth bass)
Lineage: Eukaryota; Metazoa; Chordata; Actinopteri; Centrarchiformes; Centrarchidae
Gene: trmt13
Product: tRNA methyltransferase 13 homolog
Exons: 11
Coding region: 13-1392 (459 amino acids)
Biological process (GO): tRNA methylation
Source: RefSeq, a predicted model, not a curated record